CUAUGGCUGAACGGGAUUGGCCUUAACUGAGUUAAUCCCGACGACAAUCCAACCCAAACCGCUUUCAAAGUUGCGUUUUCGGUAGAAAUUUGGCCCAAAGUCUCGAUAAAUUGAUUCAAUUUUAGAUAAGUAUUUUAAAAAUUCAAACAGAAUACCUCAAGUUGUUCAUCAAAUCAUAAGAACCCUAGUCCACCAUCUAAUUACGCUUACGCACACCACGGAGCCAACUAUCUUAAAUUGAAUAGCAUCGCACAGUAUAAACUACACUCUACACCCUCAAGAGCCUCACUAUUGCCAAUUUGCCACCAUUCUUUCGUUCUCUGCACUGCUUUGGUAGUCCCAGGGGAAGAAUAAAAACAAUGUUGUUGAAUGUUGCCGGUCGUGUUUAUUUCACUAUUGAUAAUAGGAGCAAUCAUUUUGCUUUAGAUUGAAAAUGAAGAAGCAUCUUGAUUUAAGUCAAUUGCCUGCUUCGAGCAAGAUUAAGUUCGAAGAGAGCGAAGAGAACGAUUCCUCAAGUGAAGACAGCGAGUCGUGUUCCGAAGAUGAGGAAGCGUGCAUACAAAAUGAACUUGCUGAUAUUCCCUUUGAAGAGUUGCAGAGGGCCCGUUCCGAUGGCACCCUUGCCUUACACCGAAAGCGUGAAUCUGAGAAUAAGUCUAAGCGAGCAAACAAAAAUAGGCCAAUGGAGGUGAGUAGCAAAAAGCCUGUUAGUAGAUUCAGAGAAGUAAUUCAAGUGCCUAAGAAGGUAGUACGUGACCCACGUUUUGAAUCUCUUUGUGGCACGCUUGAUGAAGAAGGGUUCAAGAAGAGAUACAAAUUUAUCUAUGAUGAGAACCUUCCCUCUGAAAAAGAAGAAUUGAAGAAGUUGCUGGGGUCAUCAAAAGACCCUGAAGUCAUUGAAGAAUUGAGGAAUCGCAUUUCCUUGAUUGACAAACAACUGAGGUCUGAUUCAACAAAGCUCAGGAGAGAUCAAAUUCUUUCUGAACAAAAAAAGAGGGUGAGGGAAGCAGUAAAGCAGGGGAAGCGCCCCUUUUAUAUCAAGAAAUCUGAAGUCCGAGAACAGAUGCACAAAGAGAAGUACAAUAAACUCAAGGAAUCUGGUAAGCUGGAUUCUUUCAUGGAAAAGAAGAGGAGGAGGAACGCUGCAAAGGACCAUAGGUUCAUGCCUUACAGGAAGGCUAACAAUGAUGAGUAACAUCACAACUCUUUUUGUAUACUUGAGAUAUUUACUGACCUGCCUAUGAGCAACCUCCCUUUACAUGUUUAAAUGCAUUCAGAAAUGAGAUUCAACAAUUCUGUGUGUACA
Molecule: messenger RNA, 1306 nt
Organism: Spinacia oleracea (spinach)
Lineage: Eukaryota; Viridiplantae; Streptophyta; Magnoliopsida; Caryophyllales; Amaranthaceae
Exons: 11
Coding region: 434-1195 (253 amino acids)
Biological process (GO): maturation of SSU-rRNA from tricistronic rRNA transcript (SSU-rRNA, 5.8S rRNA, LSU-rRNA)
Cellular component (GO): nucleolus; 90S preribosome
Source: RefSeq, a predicted model, not a curated record